CAGCACGCUGCACCCCGAUGCCGUUUCAUCAGCACGCUGUGGAUUUGCACCCGCUUACCGCCUGCCUGCCUCCUCCCACGCGCGGCGGACUUUUGAUUGUUGACGCAUCUCCAAUGUUCGGACCCGGGCUGGCGUGGGAAAGAGAGGCACGUCCCAAGUGUCAAAUGCGAGCCGUCCUGUCCAUGCGCCUCCUCAGUGUUUUGCCUCCGGUGGCACCCCAAAUGCGCGAUACCCAUACGGUUCACCCCUCUGCUCCUUCCCACUGCGCUCUUCUCCCGUAAAAAGGAAAAAAAAAAAAAUAAUGGAAAGGUUCCAGUCUUCCAUGCGCAAGCGCCUGUACAGCUUGCCGCAAAACAUCGGGCAAAGACCUUUUGCGGGGAACGAAGGAGACAGCGGCGACAAGGACACAAAGAGGAAAAGUAUUUUGCUGAGACAUUUGUCCUCUCCGUCUCCCGCAAGCAGUUGCAGGAGCAUCGAGGAGGCCAGCAGGGACGCCGCCAGGAAGAGCAACUCGAACGGGGACUGUCGCCGUUUCAGGGGCAGCAUCUCGUCCGUCGGCGGGCGUCGUCCUGCCGGCUCAGAUCCGGCGGAGCAGCGCUGCCUCAUCCCGGAGGCGGACGCCGGUGUCGGGGAGCGUUCCCCCGGCGAGCCCGGUCCGGCGGCGGGCGGUCUGAGCGGCGCGGCCGGCGGCCGAGCGUCGGUGUCGGAGCAGACGACGUUCAUCAAGUUGGAAGGUGCCGAGGAUGAGCGGCUCGACCAAGCCGGAUUCAUGCAUCGGCAGUUCGGCGCGAUGCUCCAGCCGGGAGUCAACAAGUUCUCUCUGCGGAUGUUGGGGAGCGAGAGGGCCGUGGAGCACGAGAGGGAGCGCGUCAAGUCUGCCGGCUUCUGGAUUAUACACCCAUACAGCGAUUUUAGAUUCUACUGGGAUCUGACUAUGCUGCUUCUGAUGGUGGGAAACCUCAUCAUCAUCCCUGUGGGCAUCACCUUCUUCAAGGACGAGCACACGCCGCCCUGGAUUGUCUUCAACGUGGUCUCGGACACCUUCUUCCUUAUGGACCUGGUCCUCAACUUUCGCACCGGCAUCGUCAAAGAGGACAACACGGAGAUCGUCUUGGACCCGCAGAAGAUCAAGAUCAAGUACCUGAAGAGCUGGUUUGUGGUGGAUUUCAUCUCUUCAAUUCCUGUGGACUACAUCUUUCUCAUUGUAGAGACUCGCAUUGACUCCGAUUUUUACAAGACGGCCAGAGCCCUGAGGAUUGUGCGCUUCACCAAAAUCCUCAGUCUCCUGCGGCUGCUACGCCUCUCCAGACUCAUCCGCUACAUCCACCAGUGGGAGGAGGUUUUCCAUAUGACCUAUGACCUGGCCAGUGCCAUGGUGCGUAUUAUGAACCUGAUUGGUAUGAUGCUGCUUCUGUGUCACUGGGACGGCUGUCUGCAGUUUCUGGUUCCCAUGCUGCAGGACUUCCCUCCCGAUUGUUGGGUCACUCGAAACAAGAUGGUGAAUGACACGUGGGGUCAGCAAUAUUCUUACGCCCUCUUCAAAGCCAUGAGCCACAUGCUGUGCAUCGGCUACGGGCUGUACCCGCCAAUAGGAAUGGCCGACGUGUGGCUCACCAUCCUCAGCAUGAUUGUGGGCGCAACGUGCUUUGCCAUGUUUGUGGGGCACGCCACUGCCCUCAUUCAGUCUCUGGACUCCUCCAGGAGGCAGUACCAAGAAAAGUACAAACAGGUGGAGCAGUACAUGUCCUUCCACAAACUCCCCGCCGACAUGCGUCAGAGAAUCCACGAUUACUACGAGCACCGCUACCAGGGCAAGAUGUUCGAUGAGGAGAGCAUUUUGGAGGAGCUGAACGAACCACUGCGAGAGGAGAUCAUCAACUUUAACUGCCGUAAGCUUGUGGCCUCCAUGCCUCUGUUUGCCAACGCCGAUCCCAACUUCGUCACCUCCAUGCUGACCAAACUGCGCUUCGAGGUCUUCCAGCCGGGUGACUACAUCAUCAGAGAGGGAACCAUCGGCAAGAAAAUGUACUUCAUCCAGCACGGGGUCGUCAGCGUCCUGACCAAAAACAGCCAAGACACCAAGCUGUCAGAUGGCUCUUAUUUCGGAGAGAUUUGCCUCCUGACCCGAGGCAGAAGGACCGCUAGUGUGCGAGCAGAGAACUACUGCCGCCUCUACUCUCUGUCAGUGGACAACUUCAACGAGGUGCUGGAGGAGUAUCCCAUGAUGAGAAGAGCCUUUGAGACAGUGGCCCUCGACCGACUAGACCGCAUCGGGAAGAGGAACUCCGUUCUUCGGCAUAAAGUCCAACAUCACCAAAGUUCUGGCACAUUAAAUCUCCAUGAGAGUGAGAUCAUCCAAAGAAUAGUGCAGCAUGACCGCGACAUGGCCGAGUGCACGCGACUGAUCCAGACCAGCAACGCGCAGAUCUUAAACAUCCCACCUGCUCCCUCAUCUCCCACCCCGGUCAUCUGGGCCCCUCUUGUUCAGGCUCCGCUCCAGGCCGCUGCAGCCACUACGCCGCUGGCACUGGCAUUAGCUCACCGCUCGCAGCUGCCCCCUAUCCUCUUUCAUCAUCCUCUGCUCCCAAGCUCCCUGAAAGACCCCAUCGGCCAACCAAAGAGAGUCCACACUGCAGCGCUCCCAUCUAGCAUCUGUGGGUCAGUGCCCAGUUCUCCUGGGGGUUCAACCAAAUUCCGCACUGAGGUUGAAACUCCCACUCUGGCCUCCAUCAGAGCACCAUAUCCCUUGCCUACUCUGACGUCCCAGCCCAUCUUCACCAGCAGUCUGGAGCCACUGGCCCCUCCCACUCAGCCGGCCCACAAUCCUCCUCACUCUGGCAUGGCCUCAGUCUUCCCCGUCAGCCAGGCAGCCGUCUCCUAUACUUGCGCCGCUCAGCUCCACCCGCAGCCUUACCACGGCGCGAUGACCACCCCGGCCCAUCCGUUCAGUUUGCUCCAACAGGCGGAGACGGCGAGGCUGGCGGGGAGAUUCCCGGCACCCUCCUCUUGUGCCAUAAAUCCUCUAAUCUCCAGCUCUGUCAACCCGAUUCUAAGCCAGCUACAGCAGAGCUCUCACGCCAUCACGCAGCAGAUGGGGUCCUGUCAUGGCAGCGCAGGCAAGAUCGCCAGCAGUCUGAACUUCCCACAGUUUCCCAUCAUCACCGGCACACAGUCCUCCAGUAGGGCAUCUGCGGGCGGAGUCGGGGCCGCAGGAUCUCUUGCGCAGCACAGCCUGGCUGGCCUCCAUUCGAUUUUCCUGCCACAGGUUCUUCCCGAGCAGUCCGCCCUUGGUUCCCUGAUGCAGUACGGUUCCGCGGAAGCCUCACCUUGCUACACGCCUCCUCUCCACAGCCCCAGCUUACAAAGUCCUGUGAGGGGAAGGACAGUUUACCAAAGCGAGCCCCCCGGGCCCAAGGACUCUCACAAUCCCCUUACUGUUCAGACCUCGUGCCCGGCUAGGGUGGGAUGCACCAUCAGGGAGAGCAGCGAGUCACCAGCCGAGCUCUAUAGACAGCAAAUAAAGACCAUCUCAGGCUCUUACAGCUCUUUGCACCACAUACAAGACAGACCUUUCACCUCAGAGGAGGAAACAAGUCCCUUCUCCUUCCCUGUCGCAGCCAGUAAACCCCAGGUCACGAUUCCAGGUCACACCAGUGCUGUCACCUGGACGUAUUCAGGACUUGAACCUCAGAAGCAGUUUCUCGCUGUGAACUCCAAAAUGUUAGAGAGCCAACCCAACCAGGCUAAACUUCCCUCCAGUUUGUGAGGCUGAGACAUGCCCUCCUUUCAUGAAUACAACUGAAUACUCUCUUCCUUGGCAUCCCUUUUUACCCCUACUUUGCGCCUUUAAACGUAGGAGGAUGCGUGAUUCUUAAUUGAUUGGAAAAUGUUUACCACAGAAUGUAUGGAUUACAGGUAUGGACAAUUUCAACACCGCUUAUCCUGGUUAGGGUCGCGGGGCGCUGGAGCCUAUUCCAGCUGACUUCGGGCGAAAGCGGACUACACCCUGAACUGGUCGCCAGUCAGUCGCAGGGCACAUAUAGACACGGACAACCAUUCGCACUCACAUCGUCACUGAGUGGGAACUGAACCAAAGUCAGGACGAGUCUACCACUAGCAUGGACAAUUUCAAUAGCAUAUUUCUCCUUUGAAAAUAGUAAUAAAAGCCACUUUGUUGUUUUUAUUCACUUCAUGAAAAUAUAAAUUCAUGAAGUUAUCUCUUACACAACAAUAUACACAAAAUGUGAUUAUUUCAGCUGUUUAACCGUGUAUUCCUAGCAACCUUUUGUCUUCCUUUCAGGUUUAAUGAAACCAAAAAAACGCUUCGUCCCCUCUUCUCAGCUAAAAAUGCAAAGUUACACUAAAGAAGACUUGAGGGCCUCUGGUGCAUUUUGGUUGUUUUCAAACCACAUAAAACGUUGGCAUCGCCAGCAGUAGACAUGGGCCGGUUACCAGUUUCAAGGUAAACCGCGGUUUCAAAAAGUCACAGUUUCAAAAAGCACCUAUGAGCUUAUGAGGUGUUGCAAAGUGACACGACCCCUCCCCCUCCUGUUGUUGGUGUGGCCAGUCAGUGAGAGUACCCCAGCUCGAUAAAGGCAUUUAAGAGCACGCCUUUGACAAAUUCAAGAUAACGUUAAUAAAUAACUAUGAAUGUGUCUUGAAUUGAACGUUUGCAACCAGCUACAAGAGUUAGUAUUUCUACAAUUGGUAAAAUAAAUAUUGGUACUAUAGACUUGCUACCGAGGCAGAUAACCAGGUAACAAGCAUGGCUGACAUCAGUUAGUUUUCGUUGUAAUGUGACUUCUCAAAGCAGAAAAGAUUAGAGAAGUAGCUUCUCGUUUUCUGAAAAAUAAGAGCUUUUACUGUUGCAUUAUUUUGAUUUUAGUGAUAAAAAAAACAAAAAACUGUUGUACCUACAGCGUGCAUUCAAUGGAAAAAAAGUUGAUCUCACCCAAUUAUUUCAAAAUAUUUCAUUUUAGAGCUGUAAUUGCAACACUUUGAAACCGUGACAUUUUUGCUCACAGUUAUCAUGACGUCAGAAUCUGAUACCGGCCCAAGCCUAGCCAGCAGAAAGUCAAACGUUUUUCACGGUGGAUGUUGGACUUCACCAAGGAUUUGUAGAAUUCACAUAAAGAAUUUCUAGGCAAAUAUAAGGGGUAUGCAAUGUCCAGAUUGGUGAGCAGAUGGUUUCACCUCUGCUAUUUGCGGAUGAUGUCUGACCUUCAGGGUUUUCGGGGAAAGUUUUCAAACAGGAUGAGACUCGGUACCUCCAAACUGGAGGCCAUGGUACUCAGUCGUAAAAGGCUGGAUUUCCGCCUGUGAAUUGGGAGAAAGGUCCUGCCUCAGACGGAGGAGGUCCAAGUCUUGUUCAUGAGAGAGAACAAGCUGGUUCCUGAGAUCGAUAGGCCAACAUGCGGUCUAUGUACCAAACUGUCAUGGUAAGGAGGGAGUUGAGCCAACAGGCGAAUCUCUCAAUUUGCCUGUCCAUCUACGUUUCCUCCAUAACCUAUGGUCACGAGCUCUGGGUAGUGACUGAAAGCUAAGCCAUGCUUUUUGUAAAGCUCGGUCAUCACCGAACCGCCUAAUACGGACUGCUCGGUCCCUGUACGACCGGUGUCAGCGUGUGGUCCACUUUGUCUGCAGCACUGUAAGUCAGGUUUGUUUCCAGUGAGGGAUGGACAUCGAUUCUGUUCAGAUGAUGUGGUUCUGUUGGCUCCGUCAAGCUGCCAUCUUCAAUUCUUUCUGGAGUGGUUCUUAGCUUAUUGUGAAGCAGCUGGGAUGAGAAUCAGCACCUCCAAAUCUGAGACCAUGGUCCUCAGUUGGAAAAGAGUUGCAUGCCCUAUCCGGGUCGGGGAUGAGCUCCUGCCCCAAGUGCAGGAAUUCAAGUGCUCUUGAUGUCUUGUUCAUGAGUGAGGGGGGGAAAGGAGCGGGAUCAGCAAGGCAGAUCGGUGCAGCGUCUGCAGUGAUGCGGACUCUGUAUUGGUCUGUCGUGGUACAGAAGAAUCAAUUUACUGAUUGAUCUACGUUCGUACUCUCAGCUAUGGUCACAAGCUUUUGAGUCAAGAGCAAGAUCACGGAUACAAGAGGCUGAACUGAGUUUCCUUCUAAGGGUGUCCGUACUCUCCCUUGGAGAUUGCAUGAAAAGCUCGGUCAUCAGAGAGGGUCUCGGUGUAGAGCCACCGCUCCUCCACAUCGAACAACUACCUGGGAAUGCCAUUGUGCUCCUUAGGUGGAGGUAGGGGAGGUGGCCAAAGAUAGGUAAGUCUGAGCUUCCCUGUUGAGACCGCUGCCCUCGCAAAGAAAUUCGAUGAAAGUGGUUUCUCUCGUUUCAAGUCCGUAUGUCUUCCAAGUUGCUUCAGCAAUAUCGCACGGCCGAACGGGGCACACAAACCCGAUCAUAUUUGUAAAACUAGCGAAUGUAAUGUUUGUCUACCUGGGUGGACCGUGUAGAUCAUCAGGAAGAUUAUCCUGUGUGAAAGAGGCAGCGUGGCUCUCACUUCUCUGUUCUAUUGCAACCUUUCUGAGGACAGCUAAGCCAUGCUUUUUGUAUAACCACUCUGUCUUUUAUGGCCGCGAGCAAGUACUGUGAAUCAAAGCACUUGAGUCAGAUUGUGUUAAUUGUUUAGUAUGGAUUAAAGGCAACGAAUCAAUGGUACAUUUGAGGAACGACAUGGUGAAAUGUGACUGUUUCUUGCACCACUCAAAGGGCUACAAGCAAUUACUCGGAUGUAAUAAACAAGAAACCCCCGAAGGGUCACAUUGCUGCACAUUUACAUCUUUCACUGCAUCUCAUGCAGUCAAUACUGACCGAAUCCUUCACGUUGAUUAGUCGCACCUUGCCGUUAAAGAAUCACAAUCCAUCGUAUCCUGGCGUCAUUUAGCUACAUGGUUUGUGGAUCUUGAGGAUGAGUUCUGCUGCGACCGAGUGAUGUUUUGGGUCACCAAGCUGCCUCCGCCGGUGGUCUCGAUCAAUCCCUCAUUACUAUUCUCCUCCAAGCCCGCAGCACCAGAGGCAUCAGUCCGGCUUGACUAGAAGGUAACUGUGGCUGCAAGGUGUGCGUUUUCAUAGGAAGGACAGUCAUCGAUUUCUAUAUAUUCAUUGUUCUUUUUGAUGCCUUUGAAAUCUGAGAAUUCUGUCUCCUGUGUACAGUAUGUGAGCUAUAUUUUAAUAUAUUAGGUAUGGAAUUCAGUGCAAUAAAUGAAG
Phycodurus eques (leafy seadragon) is the source of this 7204-nucleotide messenger RNA. RefSeq names its product potassium/sodium hyperpolarization-activated cyclic nucleotide-gated channel 3-like. Gene Ontology annotation, biological process: transmembrane transport; potassium ion transport. Bases 302 to 3766 code for a protein of 1154 amino acids. Lineage: Eukaryota; Metazoa; Chordata; Actinopteri; Syngnathiformes; Syngnathidae. The record is from RefSeq and is a predicted model, not a curated record. Gene Ontology annotation, cellular component: membrane. Gene Ontology annotation, molecular function: voltage-gated potassium channel activity. The transcript has 8 exons.